Messenger RNA from Pelodiscus sinensis (Chinese soft-shelled turtle), 4255 nucleotides. Lineage: Eukaryota; Metazoa; Chordata; Testudines; Trionychidae. The record is from RefSeq and is a predicted model, not a curated record.
AUGUGUUAAAAAGUUUUGCAGGUAAUUUGGCCUCCUGGGAUGCUGUCAAGAGUAAAAGUGGAUGGAAUCCUUCUGAAAGUGGUAGAUUUGGGCUAAACUAAUUUUUACCUGGUUGUCAACUCAAUAAUAUUUAGCCGGAAUGGAUGCUUUCAACAACAUACUUCCUCCAAUAAGUGGAAACAGUGAUCUUGUUGGUUCACAAGCAGAAAUACAAAAACUUUUAAUUGAUGAAAGAAUGAGGUGUGAAAAUCACAAAACAAAUUAUCAAACUCUAAAGGCAGAGCAUACAAGAUUACAGGAUGAGUAUACAAAAUCACAGAAUGAGUUCAAACGGUUGUUAGCUGAAAAGCAAACCAUCCAUGAAAAAUUUCAGUUUCUUCUUGCUGAGAUCCGAGGGGAAUUAUUAGAUAAAACUAGGGAACUAGAGGAACUGAAGAUGCAGGUACUAACUCCUCAAAAGCUGGAGUUGUUAAAAGCACAAAUACAACAUGAAUUGGAAACCCCUAUGAGAGAACGCUUUCGGAAGUUAGAUGAAGAGGUAGAAAAAUACAGAACUGAAUAUAACAAACUUCGUUAUGAACAUACGUUCCUCAAAUCAGAAUUUGAACACCAGAAGGAAGAACAUACACGUAUUUUAGAAGAGAAAAAAAUGAAGUAUGAUUCUGAGAUAGCAAGACUGGAUAAAGAUAAAGAAGAACUGCAUAAUCAGCUGCUUAGUGUUGAUCCCACAAGAGACAAUAAGCGCGUGGAGGUACUCCUAAGAGAAAAGGCUCAGCUACAUCAAAAAUUAAAAGGUUUAGAAGCUGAGGUAGCAGAACUAAGAGCAGAGAGAGAAAAUAGUGGUAUGCAAGCAGAAAAUGUUCAAAGAAUACAGGUACGACAGUUGGCAGAGAUGCAGGCUACAAUGAGAUCUCUGGAGGCAGAAAAGCAGUCAGCUAAGCUCCAGACUGAUCACAUUGAAAAAGAACUACAAAUGAGUAAUGAGCAGAAUACUCUCUUAACCAGUAAAUUGCACAAAGCUGAACGAGAAAUCAAUGCCUUGACCACUAAAGUAGAUGAACUUAAGCAUUCACACAAAUUAGAAGUAACUAAUGUCAGACUGGAGGCAGCAAGAGCCAAGAGUGAGGUAGAAAGAGAGAGAAACAAGAUUCAAAGCGAAAUGGAUGGAUUGCAUUCAGACAAUGAAAUUCUCAAGGCAGCUGUCGAACGUCACAAAGUGCUUUUAGUAGAAAAGGAUCGUGAGCUCAUUCGUAAAGUACAAGCUGCCAGAGAAGAAGGCUUUCAAAAACUUGCAGCAUUACAGGAAGAGAAAUUAGAACUUGAGAACAGGUUAGCAGAGUUAGAAAAAAUGAAAGUUGAACAAGAUGCUUGGAGGCAAUCUGAAAAGGAUGAAUAUGAAGAGAAAUUGCGUGUUAUGCAGCUGGCAGAAGAGUCUAGCAGAAGGGAGCUUCAGAAUGUUAGGUUAAAACUUCAACAGCAAAUUAUUCAAUCUGAGGAGUUAGAAAAAGAAAAAAGUGAAAAUACUGAUCUUAAACAGCAAAUUAAUGAUUUACAACUCCAAGUGGCCUCACUGUCUCAGUCUGAAAGCGACUUGCUUGAGUCUAAUCAAAAGCUGAAGGAAAUGUUGGAGAGAUUAAAACAAGAAUGUCGCAAUGCAAGAAGUCAAGCAGAAAAAGCUCAGCUAGAAGCAGAGAAGAUGUUGGAAGACAAACGUGUAGAGUGGUUGGAAGAAAAGCAUAAACUUAUUCAGCGUACUACAGAAAAAGAAGAGAAGUAUGACCAGGUAAAAGAGAAACUACACCGGGCUGCUAUUGCUCAAAAAAAGAGAAAGGCUCUCAAUGACAACAAACAAAAGAGGCUGCAAGAGAAAAUAGAACUCUUGGAAGCAAAGAGAGAAGAACUAGAAACAGAAAACCAGGUGUUAAAUAGACAGAACGUUCCCUAUGAAGAAUACACACGCCUUCAGAAAAGACUAAAGGAUUUACAGCGCAGACACGAUGAAUUCCGGAGUUUAAUUCUGGUUACUAACAUACCGUCACUCAAAAGAGUCAACGGGAUCUCGUCUACUUUAGUGCCCAGGCCUGAAAUAACUUUUCCCCAUGUGCAGGAGGAACAGCAUCAAAGGGAGCUCUCUCUACUUCGCAAGCGACUGGAAGAUCUGGAAACCACACAGAAAAAACAGCUGGAAGAGCUUGGCCCGUAUGGAGAGCGAGUUAGGCUAGGAGUGCACUGUGACUCUAGUAGAAGCAGGAUGGUUGAGGAGGAUGAUCUACAAAAUGACGACUCCAAAUAAUGCCUGCAAAUCUUAACUACCACUUGACUUCACUCUCUUUUUCUUGUGUAGGUUUUAUUGAGUGCUUUGCCAAAAAAUAUUUUUAUGUACCUCAGAUUAGAAGAAAGUAUGAAAUAUAUUCUCCAUAGUUCUGUAUUUUUGAUAGAAUCCAAUGCGUUUAGUCAAAAUCAUAAUUCAAGAUAAAGUCUAGACUUUGAGAAAUUUGUCUUCCAGGUUACAUGUAUAGCUAAAAAAUAUGUAAUGAUUGUGUUGCACAAAAAUGAUUCUUUAAAAAGAAUUGUCAAAUUUGAGGUUGCAUUGUGAGCCAUUUAAAAAAAAAAAACUUGUUUGGAAAAAUCUGUUGGAAUAACUGUUUCUUCAGGGAUCUUCCCUGCCCUUUCAUGCCUUCCUCCCCACUAGGGAUGGAAAAACAAUUUAGUUUCGUCAUUUAAUCAAGUCGAUGGAUUUUCCAUCAACUUGUUGAUUAGCUGAUAAGUGGAGAGGUGCACCAGGUUUAGUUCCCAUCCUGGGAACUAACCCUGCUGAGGCUGUAUUAAGAGCCUGUUGGCUCUUAAUACAUUUAAAAGGCUAAAGUGCAGCAGGAGGGACUGAGUGUGAGCCAGGACAGCUGAUUCCUGGCUCACGCAGGGUCCCCCACCCUCACUGCGCCCCAGCCUUUUAAAUGUAUUUAAAUAUUCAGCUGGAAUCAGCUGUUCCAGCUCGGGCAGUGUCCCUCCUAUUGCGCUGUAGCCUUUUAAAGAGCUAUACAUAUAACCUUAAUACGUUUAAAAGGCAGGUGUGCAGGAGGUGGGACCCUGCGUGAGCUAGGAAUCAACUGAUUCCAGGCUCGCGCCUAGUCCCCACUACCAUCCUGCCUUCUGCAGAGAUGGUGCUGGGGGGAACUGGCUUUUAAGUUAGUUCCCCCCAAGCACCAGCUCCUGUUCUCCCCCCUCCCCCCCUUGCUGCCUCUGAUAAAGGCAACAAGGGGGGGAGCACCUAGUUGAGGGACUAGUUGACUAUCUGAUACAGGAUUUUGCGUGAUACAGGAUUUGCAAAGAGAUGAGAGAGGAAAAUGGGUGAGACUUUGGACCCAAAUGAAGCGUAACAAUGUACCUUUUGUAUUUUUAUAUUGCAGUGGCUUAAAAACGAAGUUAUGGGAGGACAUGGGCUAAGUAACAAUCAAGGUUUUUAUCAAAUGCCGCAUUAUAGAUGAAGUAUGACUAUUUGCCUUAUAUUUUUUACAGAAGUCUCAGUUUGUGUUGAUUAAUGUAUUGUGUGUCAUUGUUUACUUAUUCCUGAUCACAUCUAUUUAUUCAAGGUUUAAUAUAUUUUUUUAACUCUCCAUCUUUUUAUAUUUGUUUUUCAUUUAACUAAAGAAUUGGUUUAUCAGGGUGCUGAUUGGAUACCAGAAAACAACUUAGUCCCCUAUGAAAAUUGAAAUCUUCCUGGUAAUGCAGGAAUGGGUUCUCUUUCCUAGGUCAUGUGCCUGAAGCUGUGUCUUAAACAAGCACAUGUUCUAUUUCUUUACAUAAGGAGAUACAGUUAGCUGAUAGUAUUAAGUACUACAAUGGUAUGAAAAAAAGUGGCUGAAUCUCAGACUCUAACACCUUUCCAUUAGCAUCUAUCCACAUUUCUCUUCUCCCCAACCCCUACAUUUCAGAUCCUCCCAGAAGUGCACAUGUUUGAACACUACCUCUUUCUGGGAAAAAUCUAAAAUUCCACACUCACUUUCUAAAGAAUAAGCUGUAUUCAUGUACCAAGCGUAUAAUUAUAAUUGUUUAUCAUAGUGGAUGUUGUUUCUAAAAUCUUUAGAAGUGAUCUGCUAUAAUUUGAUCCUUGAUUGUAUUUGCGCUAGGUUUCCCAAAUUUAAUGCACAUUAAAAUGUAUGUAUAUUAGUACUGUGAUAUACAUAUUCAGAUAUAACAUGUAAUGGGCAGAAAUAAAAUCUGAACACUUUAACCUCUCUCCGCAGCUACAUAGUAU